Messenger RNA from Rubroshorea leprosula, 3455 nucleotides. The record is from the annotation of a GenBank genome assembly. NCBI's taxonomy places the organism in Eukaryota, Viridiplantae, Streptophyta, Magnoliopsida, Malvales, Dipterocarpaceae.
AGUGGAGAGAGGAGACUUUUUCUUCCACAGGAAUGCGACGGUAGACUUAUCUUUUGGCGGAACAGCGACGUGGAACGCGAUCCGUGGAACGCGAUUCUUUUAUUCAGGUGAGAACUUCUACUUUUCAGACAAAUAAUCAUUCAAUCUUCCCCUCUCCUGACCGAGUGGCAUCUCGAAGUGGUCGUUGCUGUAAAAUUUCAGACAAAUAUUUGCACCCUCCUUUCCUAUGGCGUCACACAACUAACCUGCUGGGCAUCCCACAGCCGCCAUAUUUUAUCAGCCUCAUUUCAUCAACAUUUGCAGCUUACUUUGCUGCACUUUGCUGCUAUGGUGCUGUUGGUGCAACUCUCCCUUCUUCAUUUUCAUUUGCUGCUACUUUGGUAGCUUGAACACCACAACUCCUAUGGUUAGUUUCUAAUUAAGGUUGUUAACUUUCAAUUUUUUCUAUUUAAAUAUAUCAAUUUUAAACUUUUUUUAUUUAAAGAUUAAUUGGAUAAUGAUAUUAAUGUGACAAAUGAAUUUAUUAAUCGAAAUGUUGAAAGUUAGCAUUUCUUAAAUAAGAAAAACUGAAAGUUAAUAUUCUUAAAUAAAAAAUAUUGAAAUUUGGUAUCCUUAUUUAGAAAUUAAUAAAGUUAACAUCUUUAAAUAAAAAAUAUUGUAAAAUUAAUAUUCUUUUUGGCACCUUUACUCCUUAUCAUAGGGUUUUGCCAGGAAAAUUUACGUAUGGGUUCUGUAUUUGUUAUCGGUACGUUGGAAGGAUAAUUUUGAAAAAUCAAAUUACUAAUGUUGUGUAGAAUUCUUAAAAUGUUUGCUAACUAGAAACAAAUUUGAUGAGCGCUAUGUGCUCUGUUUGGGCAUACAAAAUUUUUUUUAAUCACUACUUACACCUCCAUUGAUCAUUAUAUAUUUUUAUUUAUUCUAGUUUUCUCUCUUUAUAUAUAUGCAUAUAUAUAUAUAUAUAUUAAACAUGUUUUAAGUUAAAAUUUAAAGGCACAACUUUUUACUAUUAUUCCAUUGAUACUUUUUUAGUUGCGUAACAUUACUUCAACUCUCAUUAAUUUUUAUUGUUUUUUGGUUUCCCGUCCGGUAUCCGGGUUUCGCCCCGACUAAUCCGGAUCGACCCGCGUCGCGCACCUGGAAAUGAUGGGUGAGUCUCCCAACGGAGGCUGCUGCAUUCAUAAGGUCUCGAACUUGAGACAUUAUUUAAGCUGGAACAAGCCGAUAUUGGGUUAAUUGGGGGAGGAGGGAAAGGAAUUUCGUGGGACUCAAACUAACAACCCACUAGAGUGCCUUGUGGAGAAGGAUCUCUCUCUUCCCCCCAAAAAAACCAAAGAUGCAGCUAUGCUCUUCAUGAAGGGCUUCCUGGGCAGCGUGGUUGCACAGAUCCCUCCUUUCCGGGCGGCCAAUACGAUGGUUUUUGACCGGUAUGACGAAAAACAGAGCUGGUACGGUUUUACACUAUUACCGCAUUUGUCUAGUAAUGAAGGGGGGCAAAAUCAGUUUGGCCUGGUGAAGGAGAGGAAGAUGGGUGGCGGAGCUGCCGAGAUCUGAGCAAAAUCAGGGACGAUCUGUUAUGCUUUGUUGCUUCUGUUUGGUCCGGUGAAGGAGAGGAAGAUCCGGUGAAGGAGAGGAAGAUGAGUGGCGGAGCUGUCGAGAUAUGAGCAAAAUCAGGGACGAUCUGUUAUGCUUUGUUGCUUCUGUUUGGUUCGGUGAAGGAGAGGAAGAUGAGUAGCGAGGAUGUGAGCUUUAUCAGGAGCUGUCAACGGAAGUGGAGCAAUGGUGAGCUGUCGACGAAGGUGCAGGGAAAUCGGGUUGCUUUGUUGCUUCUGUUCAGCGGUGGAGAUGACUAGAUGAGGCGGUGACUGGUGGUGAGAUCUUGACGGAAGUGGUGCAGAGAUCAGGUUGCUUUGUCAGAGGUGAUGAGGCGGUGAUUGGUGUGGUGAGAUGCCGGUGGAGUCAUGGCACGGAGAUGGAGCAGGGAUGAAGGAGAGGGAUGGCCGGUGGAUGAUAGGUCAGGAAAGCUCCCUCAAUCGCAAAGGGUAAAGUGGCGCCAAGACUCUUCUCUUCGCGAUGGCUUCCAAUCUCAUGUUGAUUUGGUAGGAGGAUACUAUAGUGGUGGUGACAACCUUAAAUCAAGCUUUGAAAUGGCAUAUUCAAUCACUAUGCUCUCUUGGAGUGUGCUAGAGUUUGGUAGCUACAUGGAACUGGAAUUGCAGUAUGCAAAAGAUGCCAUUCGGUGGGGGACUGAUUUCCUUCUCAAAGCAACAAACUCCUUUGGCUAUGUAUAUAUUCAAGUAGGAAACCAAAAUCACAGUGGGCAGAACUGCUGGCAGAGGCCUGAGGAUUUAGAUUACCCUAGACAACUUUACAACGUCAGCAAACAAUUUCCUGGAUCAGAUGUUACAGCUGAAAUUGCUUCUGCACUUGCUGCGUCGUCCAUGGUUUUUAAGCAUAUUGACCCUGCCUAUGCUGCAAAGCUCCUUGAAAGAUCUGAAAAGAUUUUUGAAUUUUCAGAUAAGAAUCGAGGUUCAUACAUUCGUGUGGGUCCAUGGGUGUGCCCCUCUGGUUGUUCAGCUGAAUAUGAGGACGAAUUAAUUUGGGCAGCAGCAUGGUUGUACAAUGCGACAAAGCUUGAAAAAUACCGGAACUACAUUUUUCAGAACAUGAGCAAACUGGAGGCCUAUUUUUCCAAUGGUAGCUUUUCAGAAUUCGGGUGGGAUAACAAACAUGCUGGUAUAAAUGUCCUCAUUUCUAAGUUGAACAUGACUGACACAGAGAGUUCUCACCUAUUUCUUUCCAAUGCCGAUAAGUUGGUGUGUUCAUUGUUGCCCAAUUCAGGGACCUCAAGUGCCUCCUUCUUACAAGGUGGGCUUCUUUUCAAACAAGGGGGAAGUAGCCUAGAACAUGCCACAGCUCUAUCAUUCCUUCUACUGGUCUAUGGGCGCACUUUGGGUCAAGCCAGGAGACAAGUUUAUUGUGGGGAGACGAUCGUUAAUCCUGAAAUGCUAACAGAGUUCGCGAGAAGUCAGGUGGAUUACAUUCUAGGAAACAAUCCGUUGGGCAUGUCGUUCAUGGUUGGAUAUGGGAACAAAUACCCACAGAGAAUACGCCAUAAAGGAUCUUCACUGCCAUCCAAGUCUAUACACCCAAAGCGAAUUGAUUGCAAGGAAGGAUUAUCUUAUUACAACAGCUCAGAUCCCAAUCAGAAUUUGCUAAUUGGAGCUGUGGUUGGAGGACCUGAUAUUAACGGUGUUUAUGAUGAUUCUAGGAAAUCAGUGCACUCGGAGCCAAAAAUGUAUAUUAAUGCUCCACUUGUGGGUGUUCUCGCAUACUUAAAGUCAGCCCAUUAAAAUUUUGUAAAUGUACAAAAAUACAAUGGAAAUAAAUAAAGCUCUGUCUAACCUACUUUUGCCGGUUAGUACAGAUUAAAAGUGUAAUAAAUGUUUUUUUUGUUU